Marmota flaviventris (yellow-bellied marmot) is the source of this 2091-nucleotide messenger RNA. NCBI's taxonomy places the organism in Eukaryota, Metazoa, Chordata, Mammalia, Rodentia, Sciuridae. The record is from RefSeq and is a predicted model, not a curated record.
AUGGCGCCGGCACAGUCCCUGGGCGGCUCUUUCCCGCGGGCAACCUCGUCCCCAGCCCCUAACGUGAGCCGCGACUCAGGACUGAUGAUUGAGGACUCCCCAGCCCGGGGCCUCCGGCACCCUUCUGGAAGGUCCUGCCCAGCCCGGAGGGUCCAAGGGAGGUUCGUGGGAGUCGGAGCCCACCCGCGGAUGCCCACACGGAGCCUUACGGGCCUGCGAGGUUGCACGAGUCCGGCUCACGACUGGCGCAUUGCCGAGACCCUCGAGGGCUCCUGGGUGCAGAGGCCUUGGAAGCGUGGGAGCCUGGCCCUGAGCAGGGCCCUCAGCUUCUCUGUGUGGCCAAACGUGUCCCGUCUGGCCCUGACUCCUGUCCCUGCUGCGGAGGCUCCAGCAGGAGGUGCUGUGGGAAGCCCCCACGUGCUCAGAAACCGCGGGUCCCCUGUGGAGGUGGUGGGGGCCGAUGAGCUGGCUCUGGCCAGAGGAGUCCUCAGCUCCCAGCUAGCGGAACAGAAAGGGCCCUCGGAGCUUGGCCGGCAGAGGCUGGUCCUGAGAGAGGCUUGUACGCAGCCCAGUGGAGCCAACCCUGGGGACAGCAAGAUGACCUCAGAGCACAGGGAUGUCCUCGUGCUGCUGCCCGCCCAGAAGCAGUUGCGACUGGCAGUAGGGGUGAGGGCCACGGCGCGGGAGCUGUUCCAGCAGGUGUGCAGCGUGCUGGGCCUCCGGGAGGCCCGCUUCUUUGGCCUCAGCGUGGUCAGAGACAGUGAGCACGUAUUCAUGGACUUGGAGCUGAGGCUCAGCAAGUACUUCUCAGAGGACUGGAAGAGAGGGCCGCGAGGAGGCUGGAGGCCCCGGGCGCCCUUCGUCACCUCCCUCAGAGUGCAGUACUACGUGGAGAACGGGAGGGUCAUGAGUGACCAGGUGGCCCGGCACCUGUACUACUGCAGCCUGAAGGAGCGGGUGCUGCGGUCCCAGUGCACGCACAGGGAGGAGGCCUACUUCCUGCUGGCCGCCCUCGCGCUGCAGGCCGACCUGGGCAGCCACCGCAAGCCGCCGCACGUGGGGCGGUACUUCGAGCCACAGGCCUAUUUCCCACAGUGGGUCAUUGCCAAGAGGGGUGUCGACUAUAUCCUCCGGCACGUGCCCACCGUGCACCGCGAGCAGCAGGAGCUGAGCCCCCAGGCAGCUGUGCUGAGGUUCAUCAGGGACGCCUGUCAGCUCGAGGACGUGCCUGUCCACUUCUUCAGGCUGUACAAGGAUAAGAAGCGUGAGCACCCCACCUUCCUUCUGGGACUCACCCUCAAGGGAAUGCAUAUCUAUCAGGGAAAGAAGCUGGAGAUCCAGCCGGCUGGGCUGCCCCCAUCCCGGAAGCUGGUUUUCUGCACGGGUUCUCCCUGGCGCUCCCGGCACCUGCUCUGGCUGCUCCGCUCCAGCCACCAGUUCUACCUCGGUGUGAAGCCCCUGCUGCAGCGGCUGCAGCUGCUGGAUGAGGCUCAAGAGAAGAAGCGCUACCAGGAGGCCUACAUCAGCGACCCGCUGGACUUGGACCCAGAGCUGGCCAGCAGGCACAGGAGGGACACUGGCCCGCACCACCACCGCCGCCUCUCGCUCAGCUCUGCUGACAGCCACGGCAGCGGCCACACACUGGGCACAGAGGCCGACUCUCAGCCUGCGGAAUCUGGGGAGGUGUCUGUGGAUGAGCCCGUAGCUGCUGAGGGCCUCUGCAGGAAGAUGCCGUCCAUCAGCUUCAGGGACAGCGGGGGCAGCAAAGCCUCCUGCUCGGGGCCCUUCACGGUGGAGCAGGUCCCGCUGGCCAGGACCAGAGGCCAGAGCGCCGAGGUCCUACACAAGGUCCGGGAGGCGGAGCCCAGCGGCCGGGAGGCCCUGCACAGCCGCAGCCUGGACCACACGCAUCAGCUGCAGCCAGCCCCUCGCCCUGCACCUGCCUCUCAUACCUGUGCCUUCAGCUGCGCCCUGGCAGGGCUGCUGGUGCCCCAGGAGGCCAGGGCUGCCCUCGGUGGCAAGAGGUCCAUGAACUGUCUCUCCCUGGACCUGCUCAGGGAGGGCGCGUCCUUGCAGGAGUUUGUGGUGUAG